Messenger RNA from Penicillium malachiteum, 417 nucleotides. Its product is annotated as GFA family protein. Bases 1 to 417 code for a protein of 138 amino acids. The record is from RefSeq and is a predicted model, not a curated record. Gene Ontology annotation, molecular function: carbon-sulfur lyase activity. The transcript is spliced from 3 exons. Lineage: Eukaryota; Fungi; Ascomycota; Eurotiomycetes; Eurotiales; Aspergillaceae.
AUGCCUUUAACUGGACACUGCCUUUGCAAGGCGGUCACUUACUCUGCGGACAUUGACAAGCCUCUGCUCACUGCUUACGAUCACUGUGAUGACUGCCAGCGCCAAAGUGGUUCCACCUACUCUCUGGUCGCCGUCGUCCCCAAGGCCACUCUCACUAUUAACGGCCCCACCAAGUCCUGGGCUGGUGUUGGUACCUCUGGCAUGGCUGUUCACCGAAUUUUCUGCUCUGAGUGCGGUUCCCCGAUCGCUCAUGAUCCCGAUUCGGCCCCUGAGAUCAUUGCUCUGAAGGCUGGUACCCUGGACACGGAAAUCAAGCGGAGCCUGGAGCCGGAUACCGAGAUCUGGACCGUCAGCAAGCUUCCCUUCUGCAAGCAGGAACUGGAUCACCCUUUCGAGCAGAUGCCAGUACCUCAGUAG